This is a messenger RNA of Mesorhabditis spiculigera, 1632 nucleotides long. NCBI's taxonomy places the organism in Eukaryota, Metazoa, Nematoda, Chromadorea, Rhabditida, Rhabditidae. The record is from the annotation of a GenBank genome assembly.
AUGACGGUAGAGGCAACCGAGAGCGCCGUCCCUCACCUCGUCCUCACUGAAGAUAUCAAAGACUUAUCACGACUACUCGACGAGACAAAAGAGGUCCGACUAGAAGCCGACAAAUUACUCGACCCGCUCCCUGAAAUGCCGAUGGGUGGUGGCCUUCCUUUGGCUCUUCAUCAUGAUAUCUACGCCACAAUCAAGCACGAAAUUCCCUCGACAGCUGAUGAUGAUGUCAAGAAUAUCCCUGGGGUCCCUGGAGGUAGCGAACAACAGAUGUUAUUCGGUGUUAAUAAUUUUGCGCUGAACGUACCGUACUGUGCGCCUGGUGGGACGAACAAUAAUAAUGAGAUUGUCAACCAUAAUCACAGCAAAAAUGGUCGAAUCCUUACUGCUGAUCGGAAAAGGCCCUAUCCAUGCUCUCGUUGUACAUCCCGAUUCGGGUCGAAAAUGGAACUGGAAGAACAUCAAAACAGCCAUACCGGUCAGAAGCCCUUUGAAUGUGAUGUCUGCAAAGCUCGAUUCAACCGGCGCUCAACGUUAUGGAAUCACAAACGAAUCCAUUCGGACGCGAAACCCUUUGUCUGUACCGUAUGCCAAAUGACGUUUAAAUGGAAGAAUUCGCUGAAAUGUCACAAGGAGAUGCAUUUGCGGAAAAAUGAAUCGUCAACGGUGUUGGACAACGAUUUGCGGCAGCUUACAUAUGCAACAGCUGCCAAGAAACGAUUGAUCCAAAUGGUUGAAGAAGGGCAGCUUGAUGGUUCUGGAAGUGCCGUAUCAUCAGCCAUCCAUUCUCAGCCCCUCAUCACCACCGCGUCACCGAAAAAGAAGAAUGGAAAGAAUCAACAUUCGACGAGUGGAGGGCUGAUCAACAUCCAGACAUCACUGAGCUCGGCCUCAAAGGGAUGGAUGAACACCAACAUGUUAUCCCAAAAUGACCAUCCUCUUGACUUGGACCCAUCCUCACUUGAUACCCUCGUCCAGCAGAGUAACCAGAAUUUGUUGGCGCACUUGUGCAGCACUGAUAUGGAUAACUGCCGAAACACGAACAUUCUUGGUUCGAUGGACGACACAAACGCGAUGCUCUCCAACCCCCUAUUCAGUGAUAUGAAACCGGAUUUGAAUCUUCUCCACCACCACCAAGAUAUUCAGUUCCAAUACCCAAAUAAUCUGCUGUCCUCCUCGAUGUCGGCCCAUUCUCCUCUCAAUGUACAGUUGCCGUUGAAUUUAAUGAAUAUCAAUCGAAUCAACGGCUUGCACAGUCCCCAACAAUUGCCUUCCGUCCAUCAUCUCUCCUCUACCUCUCUGGCUAAUGGUGUCGUCCUCCCAAUGGAAUACCCCCUCCACGAUUCUAUCGUUUCUUCUGUUGGCCAUCCACAAUAUAUCGUCACCCCGCCAUCUGAUAUUAUGCUCUCACAUUCGGCCCUCGCCUAUCCAUCUCAAGGGGGAUUCCCAUUGCAGCUGAUGGACAAUGGAUGCAAUCCUCUACCCGGAUGCUCCGAAUACGCGCCAAAUUUCGACUACGGCAGCGGGUUGAUGGGUGGUCAAUAUCAGUUGAGUGAUGAUCAAAUGAGUCUGGCUCCUCAGCAACAAGAUUCGAUUCUCAAUGAUGAGACCAAAUGCCUACCGUAUGAUCAAUGG